AUGAAUUUCGUCUUGUCAUCUGUUCUUGGACACCACACCUUAGCAUACUUGGAUGAUGUAGUUGUGCACUCCAGGGGCUUCUCGCAGCACUUGAAAGAUCUAGAAGAAACCCUACAGCUGCUGGCAGCAGCUGGAUUGAAGCUGAACAUAGAAAAGAAAGGCCAGAGUUGGAAGUGGGAGAAAGACCAGCAACAAGCAUUUGAAGAAUUGAAAAGGCAUCUGGCAUCAGCUCCAGACUUCUCGCAACCCUUUGAGCUACACACAGAUGCAAGUAGUAUCACUUUGGGAGCAGCUUUAAUCCAACGAGAUCACGACGGUGCACUGCAUGCUAUUGCGUACUAUAGUAGGAAACAGUGCAACCCUGAAACUUGUUAUCCAGCCAUCGACUGUGAGGCAUUAGUGGUUGUAGAGGGCGUUAGGGUCUUUGAUUCGUACGCCCAUGAUCUGUCCUAUUACGACUUUGAGAUCAGGUAUAAAGAGGGGCCCACCAACUACGUCCCUGAUUUGCUGUCGCGACAAAUUGCUGCCAUAGAUGUUCGGGAGCUGUCAUCACAAAACUUGCUCUGGAGCAACGCCAGGAUCCUGCACUUCAAGAUAUCUCAUCCUAUCUAA
This is a messenger RNA of Penaeus vannamei (Pacific white shrimp), 612 nucleotides long. The record is from RefSeq and is a predicted model, not a curated record. NCBI's taxonomy places the organism in Eukaryota, Metazoa, Arthropoda, Malacostraca, Decapoda, Penaeidae.